AUGUCGCGCCCGAAUACCCGCCCGAGCCCGCGCGUCCAGCCUACGCGCAGGCCUUCUCUAUCUCUGCCACUCUCUGUGCCUCAGCGCUCGACCUCGAUGUCCGGUCCGAGCCGGCCGAAGACUAAAAUCACGACUCGCACGUCAAAGGCUACUCAGAAGCUCGUCGAGCUUCCUUCGGAUCCUCAGACUAAGCCUCUACUGUCUGAAGAUGUGUUGGGCUAUGCAACCGAUGCUGGUAUACGCAUGCGCGAGCGUAAAAGCGCCGCUGAGCGGAUGAGUAAAGCCGAGAGGCGCAAGGAGGGUUUCAGACGGAUCACGGCGUAUGGCGUCGCGGAGGGCGUCAGGAUCAAGCUGGCCAGUAGCUUCUUGAAGCGAGAACAUAAUGUUCAUCCACGUGUUUACGAUAAUGCUCUCUACGCCAUGUACAACCUGCCACUCCUCCCCGGCUACGGCCCAGCCUCGAACAUCCGCUCCUCGACCCACGCAACAGAAGCCGAGCACACCGCCGCCCAAACGCACAUGUCAGAAGCAGAAGAGUCCGGCUACCAGGGCACGUACUUUGCCCGCGCCGACCCCGAAUCGGGCGCGUUCAACGUCGAGGACGGGUACAUUGCCGCCGGGAGUCCUGAAGAUUUGAGGAAUAAAGCGAGGGCGGAGGAGGAGGCGCGGGAGCAUACUGAUGAGGGUUUGGGAACGGAUACGGAGCCGUUGCUCGUUUCGGAAGCUGAGGCAGAGGAGGUGCCGGCGGGGCUGGCGCAAGGAGACGUCGACACCGUCGUGGAAGUUAUCCCGCCCGCAAUGGAAACCGCGCUCCUCGCCGCAGCCGAAGAAGCGCACGGCUCGCCCUCAGUCUCCUCCGCCGCGCUCGUCGACACAUCCUCCACAGCCGAAGUCGUCUUCUUCGACUACGGCGUCGUCGUCUUUUUCGGACUGCAAGAGGAGGAGGAGCGGAGUAUACUGGACGAUAUCGCGAAUGCGGGCGCGCUGAGGCAGCCAAGGGCGGAGGAGAAGUGGGAGGUCGAGGAGCUGCAUUAUACGUAUGACCGGAGCGUGCCGAGUCCGCGGAUAUACAACGACUUUUUCACGUUCAAGAACCCUUCGCACCUCCUCACGCUCUCGAUUGCACAUGCUCUGGCUCAGUCAACGCUAUUGGCGUACUACGAGUCCCUCACGACGGCCAUCCUCUCCGACCCAGCCACAACCUCCAUCCCCCGCACCCUAGCGCUCGAAGGCAAACUCUCCAUCUCCCGCACAAACGCCAUGCGCCUCACCGGCCGCCUCUUCCGCCUGCGCCGCGACGUCGUCCUCAUCGGCAACGUGCUCGACGUGCCCGACAUGUUCUGGGAAGAAGCGAGCCUGCGCGGGCUGUACGAUGCGGUGCGGGAGUACUUUGAGAUUGGGGAGCGCGUGAGGGGCGUGGAGGAGAGGGUUGCGGGGGCGCGGGAUUUGUUGGAUGCGAUUCAUGAGCAUUUGAAUGGGAGUGCUAUGGAGAGGAUUACCAUCAUCAUUAUCUGGCUCAUCGUCGCGGCAUGUCUCGUCGAAGUAGGAGAAGUCGUAGCGCGUCUUAUUGUGCACGCAACAACAGCCAACUCUCCCAUCCCGCACUCGACAUUCGUCCGCGGUCCGCUCGCUUUGAUGCGAUAUGCAGCCUCAAGUACUCCCUCUUCGACUCCCAACGCGAACGCGCUCGUGCAGAGUGUGGUACCGAGCGCGGUGCAGAAUGCGUCCAGCGUCGCGGUCAGAUACGCGGAUAGGUUUUUGGAUCUGAGUGGGAUGAGUAGGGAGGAGGCGUUGAAUGCUGUUGAGAUCAUGAUGAGGGCUGCUGGGAAGUAG
Peniophora sp. CBMAI 1063 is the source of this 1833-nucleotide messenger RNA. The record is from the annotation of a GenBank genome assembly. Lineage: Eukaryota; Fungi; Basidiomycota; Agaricomycetes; Russulales; Peniophoraceae.